CAGAAACAGCCUGGCAGGCAACUGAAGGCCAAUGAAGAGCUCGGCCCCUGCCCACAUGUGGGGCAUCAUACUGCUCCUGCCCUCGCUGCUGGCCGGGCUUCAGACCACCACUGCCAGGAAGAAUGGCAUCGACAUCUACAGCCUCACAGUGGACUCCCAGGUGUCCUCCCGGUUCGCCCACACCGUUGUUACCAGCCGGGUGGUCAACAGAGCCGACGCUGCUCGGGAAGCCACCUUCCAAUUAGAGCUACCCAGGAAAGCCUUCAUCACCAACUUCUCCAUGGUCAUCGAUGGCGUGACCUACCCAGGGACUGUCCAAGACAAGGCUGUAGCCCAGGAGCAGUACCAGGCAGCAGUGGGCCGGGGAGAGAGUGCUGGCCUCGUCAAGACUGCAGGGAGGCAGACAGAGCAGUUUGAAGUAUCAGUCACUGUGGCCCCUAAAGCCAAGAUUACCUUCGAACUGGUAUACCAGGAACUACUCAGACGGAGACUGGGAACAUACGAGCUACUCCUCAAAGUGAAGCCGCAGCAGCUGGUCAAGCACCUCCAGAUGGACAUCCACAUCUUUGAGCCUCAGGGUAUCGGAUUUCUGGAGACAGAGAGCACCUUCAUGACGCAGGAACUGGCAGACGCCCUUACCACCUCGCAGAAUAAGACCAAGGCACAUAUCCGGUUCAAGCCAACCCUCUCCCAGCAACAACAUUCUCAAAAUGACCAGGAUACAAUCCUGGACGGGAACUUCAUUGUCCGCUAUGAUGUGGACCGGUCUGUCUCUGGGGGCUCCAUCCAGAUUGAGAACGGCUAUUUUGUGCACCACUUUGCCCCUGAGGACCUUCCUACAAUGCCCAAGAAUGUGAUCUUUGUCAUUGAUAAAAGUGGAUCUAUGUUAGGCAGGAAAAUCCAGCAGACUCGAGAAGCCCUAAUCAAGAUCUUGAAUGACCUCAGCCCCAAAGACCAGUUCAACCUCAUUGUGUUCAAUGGGAAAGAAACCCAAUGGAGGCCGUCACUGGUGAAAGCCUCAGAAGAGAACGUGAAAGAGGCCACAGGCUAUGCGUCCAAGAUCGAAGCUGAUGGAUGGACCAACAUCAAUGAUGCGGUGCUAUCGGCUGUGGAACUCCUGGAUGCCAGCAACAGGGCAGAAAAACUGCCCCCGGGCAGUGUCUCUCUUAUCAUCCUGCUCACAGAUGGCGAACCCACUCAGGGGGAGACCAAUCCCACAACUAUCCAGAAGAAUGUACAGGAAGCCAUAAACAACCGAUACAGCCUCUUCUGCUUGGGCUUUGGUUUUAACGUCCACUACCCUUUCCUGGAGAAGCUGGCACAAGACAACGGUGGCCUGGCCCGGCGCAUCUACGAGGACUCAGACUCUGCCCUGCAGCUCCAGGACUUCUACCAAGAAGUAGCCAAUCCGUUGCUGUCGGUAGUGAGCUUUGAGUACCCCAGUGAUGCUGUGGAGGCGGUCACGCAGGACAACUUCCGAUACCACUUUAAGGGCUCAGAGAUGGUAGUAGCUGGGAAGCUCCAGGCCCAGGGGCCUGAUGUCCUCACAGCCAAAAUCAACGGGCAGACACAUAAGCAGAACAUCACCUUCCAAAUGGAGGCCAGCGUAGCCCAAAAGGAGGAGGAGUUCCGGAGCCCCAAGUACAUCUAUCACAACUUCAUGGAGAGACUCUGGGCAUUUCUGACCAUCAACCAGCAGCUUGAGCAGAUGAUUUCAGCAUCAGGUGCUGCGUUAAAGGAGCUUGAGUCCCAAGCUCUGAAUCUGGCACUCAAAUACAAUUUUGUCACCCCUCUUACAUAUAUGGUGGUCACCAAACCUGAAGGCCAAGAACAGUUUCAAGCUGCUGGGAAGCCUGUGGAUGCUGAUAACGGACCAAGAGAUGCCUUCUUAGGAGGUCAAGGCCAUUUUCUCAAGACUCACGCCAGAAGACCUCAACUGCCUAAACGAAAAGGAACUACACUCCACACAGAUCCCAGACUGAGUGUUACUGGCUCUAUGUUCAGACCAGACGCUUUUCCUGGACUUCCGGGACCCCCUGGUGAUCCUCAUUUUCCUGUUCGCUUUGAUAGCCAUAAUUUCAGGCUGCAUCAUCUCAAGAUACCGGACAUGGCACCCUUCCUGGAUGUUUCUAUGCCCUCAGUCACCUCAGCAACAAGAGAUCCCGUGGUUUUAAGUCAAGCUGUGGCACAAAGCACGAAGAAAAAAGAUGCAGAGAGCGCCACACCAGCUGAAUCCACACACCCAGCUCCUGCUGUCAUCUUGCCGCUUCCUGGAUCCAGCGUGGGCCAGCUAUGUGUGGACAUCUUACGUUUUCACAUGCCCAUCAAUCUGUUUGAAGACCCAGAUCAGGGGCUUUGGGUAGGCGGUGUGUAUGAGAAAGACGGGUUCUCAAGGAUCGAGGUGCACAUCCAGGAGUCUCGCCUGUUUGUCCGUGCAAGCCCUGAAUACGUGGUGGUGAUUCGGGACCAGAAAAGCUCCCAGUACAAAUGGAAGCAGACACUGUUCUCUGACUUACGCAGCUUGUUGAUAGUCAUGGACCAGAAGGGAUUCCUGGAGCUCAGCGGCCCAGACAGAGUGACGAUUGGUGUCAUGCGCAUAAGUGACCCUCAGAAGAGACUGGCGCUUCUUGUGUCGCACGCUGAGCGCUUCUCCAACCGCACCAUUGGACAACUCGGUCAGUUUUACCAGGAUAUCAUCUGGGACCCACCAGUUGGACCAGAUAACACAACACGGACACUUAGAGUUCCGGGAACAGAAUACCCAGCUACCAGAGAGCUCAAGUUGGACUACCGAGAAGGGUUGCCAGCAAAAAAGAUCUCCUGCUGGACCGUGAAGAUAUAGCUGUUAGAACAGUGUUGCCUACCUUACUGUCCUUGUGUGCAGAUGGAUGACACCGUAUACCACCAGGGCCACUGGCGAGGCUUAGGUCUCAAUGGGGAGGAGGAUUCUCACUUAUAAAUAAAGAAGGUGAUAUGAACCCAG
This is a messenger RNA of Microtus ochrogaster (prairie vole), 2983 nucleotides long. RefSeq names its product inter-alpha-trypsin inhibitor heavy chain 4 (gene Itih4). Lineage: Eukaryota; Metazoa; Chordata; Mammalia; Rodentia; Cricetidae. Gene Ontology annotation, biological process: hyaluronan metabolic process. Gene Ontology annotation, molecular function: serine-type endopeptidase inhibitor activity. The record is from RefSeq and is a predicted model, not a curated record.